Sorex fumeus (smoky shrew) is the source of this 1614-nucleotide messenger RNA. RefSeq names its product monocarboxylate transporter 1-like. NCBI's taxonomy places the organism in Eukaryota, Metazoa, Chordata, Mammalia, Eulipotyphla, Soricidae. Gene Ontology annotation, biological process: monocarboxylic acid transport; transmembrane transport. Bases 154 to 1614 code for a protein of 486 amino acids. The transcript is spliced from 5 exons. Gene Ontology annotation, cellular component: membrane. The record is from RefSeq and is a predicted model, not a curated record. Gene Ontology annotation, molecular function: monocarboxylic acid transmembrane transporter activity.
CCCGAGUCCACCAAGUGUCAGCGGGUCUCGGUGCGUCUGGGGAGGCCACGGAGUGGCGGACGUGCGGUUCAGAGAGGAUCUGCGCCCUGCGGCCGCAGGGUCACAGACGGUUUUGAGGUUGGAGCCGUGUUCCGGAGUUCAUCUGGACUCACCAUGCCGCUGGCUGUUGGAGGCCCCCCUGACUACACCCCCCCAGAUGGAGGCUGGGGGUGGGCAGUGAUGGUUGGAGCUUUCAUUUCCGUUGGCUUCUCCUGCUCCUUUGCCAAAUCCAUUACGAUAUUUUACAAGGAAAUUCAAGACAUAUUUCAUGCCAGCACCAGUGAGGUAUCAUGGAUCUCCUCCAUCAUGUUUGCCGUCAUGUAUGCUGGAGGUCCCAUCAGCAGUACCCUGGUGAACAAAUACGGCAGCCGCCCCGUGAUCAUAGCUGGCGGUUUCCUGGUUGGCAGUGGCUUGAUCACUGCAUCUUUCUGCAACACUGUGCCGGAGCUGUACCUAUGUAUCGGGGUCAUUGGAGGACUUGGGCUUGCCCUAAAUUUGAAUCCAGCUCUGACCAUGAUUGGCAAGUAUUUCUACAAGAAGAGACCACUGGCAAAUGGACUGACCAUGGCAGGCAGCCCGGUAUUCCUCUCAACCCUGGCCCCCCUCAACCAGAUUUUCUUUGAUAUAUUUGGCUGGAGAGGAAGCUUCCUGAUUCUUGGGGGCAUAUUGCUAAACUGUUGUGUGGCUGGAUCUCUCAUGCGGCCAAUCGGGCCCAAACCAGCCAAAGUAGGGAAAGAAGGGUCCAAAGAACAUCUUCAGGAAAUUGGAAAAUCUGAGGCAGGAAAGAAGGCCAGUGAGUCACAUGCAGAAAUGAAUGGUAGAAACCUCAAAGCAGAGAAGCAGUCAUUCUUCCAAACCAUUAAUAAAGUCCUGGACUUAUCCCUGCUCAGGCACAGAGGAUUUAUCUUCUACCUCUCUGGAAAUAUGCUAAUGGCUUUUGGUCUGUCUGCACCUCUGGUCUUUCUUAGUAACUAUGGAAAGAGUAAGCAUUUCUCAAAUGAGAAGGCUGCCUUCCUUCUUUCCAUUCUUGCUUUUGUCGACAUGGUAGCCAGACCGUCGAUGGGGCUGGUAGCCAACACAAAGCGGAUAAGACCUCGAGUCCAGUACUACUUUGCUGCUUCUAUUAUUGCAAAUGGAGUGUGUCAUCUGCUACUACCUUUAUGCUCGACAUAUGUCGAGUUCUGUAUCUACGCGGGAUUCAUUGGAUUUGCAUAUGGAUGGCUCAGCUCAGUACUGUUUGAAACAUUGAUGGACCUCGUGGGACCGCAGAGAUUCUCCAGUGCCAUGGGAUUGGUGACCAUUUUGCAAUGCUGCCCUGUGCUCCUGGGGCCACCGGUGUUAGGUCAUCUCAAUGAUAUAUAUGGAGACUACAAAUAUACGUACUGGGCAAGUGGUACAAUCCUAAUUACUUCAGGCAUCUAUCUCUUCAUCGGCAUGGGAAUCAACUACCGACUUGCAGCGAAAAAACAGAAAGCAAAGAAGGCAACGGAAAAUGAAGAGGAAGAGCAAAAAACAGUCACUAUAAUGGAAUCUUCAGGCACGGGAGGCCCCAUAGAGAAGAGUGUUCUCUUCUGA